Molecule: messenger RNA, 2102 nt
Organism: Penicillium subrubescens
Lineage: Eukaryota; Fungi; Ascomycota; Eurotiomycetes; Eurotiales; Aspergillaceae
Exons: 3
Coding region: 717-2102 (461 amino acids)
Source: RefSeq, a predicted model, not a curated record
AUCAACUCUGUCACUCUUGUCACUCUCUGACUUUUUCGCGCCCAAUCCUGAUCGAUGUGAGCUUCCAAUCGCUCCUCGCCGGGCCUUGAUUUGUUGCUGCCUUCGCUUCACUAUCAACCCAACCAGUCUACAGUACUGUACCAGACUGUGACUCUGCCCUACGAGACCCUGUCACUGACUCGCCCCUCCGUUCGCUGCUGUGCCCAACUGCUGCACUUCCCCUGCACGUUGAUGCCAUCGACCCCAGCCUCCUUCGAUUUGUGGCAUCACCUUUCUUUUUCCUAUAACCACCACCAUUAUUACUCGAGCUUCUCUUCGUGUUUCAUCCUUUUUUCGUCCACUCCGAUCGGACUUUUCCGCUGAUCUUGCUAUCUGUGGUUAAACUUCCCGAAUUAAUCCUCUUGGGGCUUUCGGUCUUGUCUGGCCCUGGUCUUUUUUUUUUCUUUAAAAAAAAAAGCCCGCGGUCACUUAAAUUUCUUUAAUACGGUGGCUGCAGCUGCUCCCCUGAAUUAUCUCCUACUUUGUCUUCCCUCUUUAUAUCCCAGAUCUCAUAUAUCCUCAUACAUCUGUCAAACAUUCUUGCCUGUCGGGAAUUUCGCCCCGACGGAACCUUGUUGAAAAGCGCUUUAUACCGCUUCCUCGCCUUUACUGUCGAUCGCAAGCUCUCUGAUGAGUGAUCUCUCUGUACCGACAGUCGUCUACGACUAUUGCUAGUGAUGGCACCGCUCGGCCAGACGAUCGCCGUGAUUGACAAGUCCGGUAAGGUCGUCAGCACGAGUAAACAACUAUUUGGAGUAUUCAACCAAGCCAAGGCCGCUUAUAAAGAGCGCAAGGCCCACUUCAACUCGGAGCGAAAUGCCAAGAUUGCAGAGCAGCAGGCCCUCCAGGCUCUGGCGACCUACAAGAUCGAUGACUCGCCUUCGAUAGCCUCUCGGCGUAGUCACCGCAGCAGGUCACGGCAUCAUUCCAGUCGCAGCCAACAUGGCCAAAGCAGGUCGCACUAUGAACAGGACUUGCAUUCUGCCACGGGAAGGCCCGAGUCUCAUUAUCGACCUAGCGAACGUCUCCCUCGCCGGCAUACACACCAUGAACUCACCGUUCGGGACGCGGCUCGUCCAAUGACAGCCCGAUCGAAAUCAGAUGCCCAUAUCGACAUGGACUUGGCCUAUGGUGAAGCUCAUCCUGCUGCACUGUCGAGGUACAGCCCACCGGAACCUAACGUCGACGACCAGAAGCAGCUCGAUGGCCUAGUGAGCCGUGCCCAGUGGCUUCUCGAGGAAGCACACUGUGUACAGCACAGUGCUACCGCGACCAUCUCCCACCUCCAAAAGAACCCAGAUGCCAUGGCCGCCGUCGCCCUCACCUUGGCAGAAAUCAGUAACCUGGCCAGCAAGAUGGCUCCCGCAGCUCUUUCUGCAUUCAAAGCUGCCGCGCCAACCGUCUUCGCCCUUCUCUCCAGUCCGCAAUUCCUUAUUGCCGCCGGACUCGGGCUUGGCGUGACUGUGGUCAUGUUCGGCGGUUACAAGAUCAUCAAGAAGAUCCAGUCGGGCAACGCCAAUGCAGAGAAAGGCGAAGAAGAAGAAGAGUCCAUCCGCAUGGAAGAAAUGAUGGAACUGAACAUGGAAUCGGAGAGCCGAGUCGAAAUGUGGCGGCGCGGGGUGGCCGACUGUCGGCACUUCUGUCGAUGGCGAGUUCAUCACCCCCGAGCCGCAGCCAUGUCCGGCAUUGAUGUGACGACCGCGCGCGCGCAACGAGAUCCCCGAUUUAAAUUUGACGACGAUGGUUCCGUCGCCUCAUCCCGUCGCUCGCGCCGAUCGCGCACUUCGCGUGCUCAUACCACGGCUGAGUCUCGCAGUGGUCGCCCUAGGAGAGAGACCGAGCCGGUUCCUGCAUCUAAAGCUCCAUCUGGCUUUUUCGUGCGAUCCAAGGCUCCCUCAAAGGUUGCGUCCAAGGCUCCGUCAAAUGCACCUAGUCGUGCACCAAGCAAAGCGCCCAGCAAGGCACCUUCCAAGGCUGGUUCACAAGUCUCUGAGAAGGAGAAGCGGCCCAAGGAGAAGAAGAAGAAGGGUCCGAGUCGCUUGCGACUCAUGUUUACCGCAUAA